UUUCUUUUUAAUUUGUUCCUUCGCUACCGUCCUCCUCCUGACCGCUUUCCCUGUGUGCAGCAGUUACCCGCGGUCGGAUUCCCUCCUCCCGCCCGUUGGAGCGUCCGCUAGAGAUCGCCGUUAUCCGUUGGGCGCCGUUGGUGGUGGAACGUCAUCGUCGAAGCUGAUCGUUGGUACGGGCGUCUCCGUGGCUCGUUUUGUGGCAGGGUGGCCACACGCAUCACACUUAAGACACGGGCAGUCACUCACGGCACGAUUAAACCGAUUGGCACACGCGGACAUCGGGAGGGUCGACAUCGAGAAACGAUCCGCAACACGGUCGAUGAUCGUUCCGUGCUCCGGAUUUAUUCGUUUUCGCGUUUAGUUAAAGUAAUCGGCAAGGCGGGCAAACAGAGCCGGACGGCCGCAAGUGUGUCGAGUGUGAAUGUGCAGGUGGAGGAAGAGGAGAAGACGGAUCAGCAGUCGGUGGAUGUACGGAAGGGGCGAGGUGAAACCAUAAUUAAAUCGAAAAAAUUUACUACUACCCUCUGCCGUCGGUGGGUUCCGUUGACCAGGCGCGGAUUAAGUCACCCGAAAAGAUGAGUCAAUACUACUUUCCAAUUGUGUUCAUCGUUCUGCUGGAGAUACUUCGAAUAGCGCAAUCUCAUCCCUUCCUGUUCAACUCCGUCGGUGGCGAGCAGCGGCGACCGCAGGUGGAAUGGAAGGUGCCGGAGGAUAACUGGACGGCGGAAGCGGCACCGCGAAGCAUUUAUCCGUGGCUACAAAAUCAGUACAACAAGCAUCAGCUUCCUCCGUCGGGCGGGUUUCAGCUGGUCGAGGGCGACGAGGACGAGCAGGCGUUGAGGCGUAUGCAGGAGGCAAGGGACAAUGCGACGGCCAGGACGUUGUUCUACUACAACAAGGAAGAGUCCCAUCUGCCGCCGCUGCUGACGAAGACGAUCAAGUACUUCAACCUGCAGCAGGUCGCGUUCGAGCUGGAGACGAGCGUGAUGUCGCAGGUGUCCUGUACGGCUUGCAAAGCCGGCGCCGGUUUGCUGCAGCACUACAUUCGUACGGGCAAGAGCAAGGAGGAGAUCAUCAACAUGAUCUACCAGUACUGCGUGAACCUGAAGAUUCAACACGCACGAGUCUGCGAGGGCGUUAGUCAACUGUUUGGCGUCGAGGUUAUUUACGUGCUCAAACGGAUCACCAUUGGGCCGGAUGAGAUCUGUGGCUUCAUCAUCGGGGAUGCCUGUGGCGAUAUCUACAAUCCGUACCACGAAUGGGAGGUCGAGUUUCCACCCGUCCCGAAACCGGAUCCUCGCGAGCUGGCCCUACCUAAGGAGGGGGCUCCAGUGUUUAAGGUGCUUCACCUUUCCGACACACACUUCGAUCCGUACUACGCCGAGGGCUCGAAUGCGGACUGCAACGAGCCGCUGUGCUGCCGGCUGACAAACGGUCGCCCGACAACGCCAAACGGGGCGGCCGGGAAGUGGGGCGACUACCGGAAGUGUGACACACCCCAGCGGACGGUGGAUCACAUGCUGAACCACAUCGCCGAUGCGCACUCCGACAUCGAUUUCAUCAUCUGGACCGGUGACCUGCCGCCGCACGAUGUCUGGAAUCAGACGAAGGAGGAAAAUUUGAAGGUACUCAAGGAGACGGUCAAGCAGAUGUCGGAGAAGUUCCCCGGUAUUCCCAUCUUCCCGGCGCUGGGCAACCACGAGAGUGCUCCGGUUAACAGUUUCCCACCGCCGUACGUCCAGCAGGUGGACAGUUCCAUCUCCUGGCUGUACGACGAGCUCGACGUACAGUGGAGACGUUGGUUGCCGGCGAGCGUUUCCCAUACGGUACGACGCGGUGCGUUCUAUUCCGUCCUCGUGCGGCCCGGCUAUCGCAUCAUCUCGCUCAACAUGAACUACUGCAACAAUAAGAACUGGUGGCUUCUGCUCAACUCCACCGAUCCGGCCACCGAGCUGCAGUGGUUCAUCUACGAGCUGCAAAGUGCGGAGUUUGCGGGCGAGAAGGUGCACGUGAUUGGCCACAUUCCUCCCGGCCAUUCGGACUGUCUCAAGGUGUGGAGUCGCAAUUAUUACAAAAUUGUGUCCCGCUUCGAGAGCACUAUCACGGCUCAGUUCUUUGGCCAUACGCACUUUGAUGAGUUUGAGGUGUUCUACGAUCCGCACGAUCUUAGCCGAGCCACCAGCAUAGCGUACAUUGGGCCAUCGGUUACGCCCUACAAUGACCUCAAUCCAGGCUACCGAAUAUACUACAUCGAUGGUGAUCACGAUGAAACUACGCGGUUGGUUGUUGAUCACGAGUCAUGGAUCAUGAACCUCAAGGAGGCCAACCUGUACGACUACCCGAUCUGGUACAAGCUCUACUCGACCCGGGCAGCCUACGGUAUGAAGGGACUUCGACCGGCGGACUGGGAUCAGUGGAUCAACAACAUGACGGACAGCAAAGAACUGUUCGAUCUUUACUACAAGCAUUACUGGAAGAACUCGCCCGUCAAACCGGAGUGUGACUACAAAUGCCGUAAGCGUAUCCUGUGCGAUGCCAAGAGCGGUCGAUCGCACGAUCGAAAGUACUUCUGCGAAGACGUCGAGGCCAAGAUCGACGAGAGUAACAAAGGCUGGAAAGAUUGGCUCUUUAGUUCGAUCAGCUCUUCCCGCGGGUCCAAAAGCGACCAAGACGCAGCACUACUGAUGGCACAACACGAACACGAGGUGGCGGAAGCGCACGAGCGCAACAAGAAACUACCCAGCGUACAGCGCGCUGGCGGUUGAAUAUUUUCAUUUUCUUCGUUAUUUUUGCUACCGAAACUAAUAUCAUUCUUGUGCAUUACACGCUGUUAGUUAUUAAGGUUACAUUCGGCCCAAUCCCGCGCCCCGCGGUCUGGAGCAUAUAAUUCUAUGCUAAACUUAUUGUGAAUGUGAAUAAGAAAACCAAUUCUAACCCAAGCCAACACUACACACUCUAUGUAAAAUGGAUACAACACAGUAAUAAAAAAAAGCAAUGUGGCUGCUUUCCAAGG
Anopheles coustani is the source of this 3016-nucleotide messenger RNA. RefSeq names its product sphingomyelin phosphodiesterase. Gene Ontology annotation, molecular function: acid sphingomyelin phosphodiesterase activity. Gene Ontology annotation, biological process: sphingomyelin catabolic process; ceramide biosynthetic process. NCBI's taxonomy places the organism in Eukaryota, Metazoa, Arthropoda, Insecta, Diptera, Culicidae. Gene Ontology annotation, cellular component: lysosome. The transcript has 6 exons. The record is from RefSeq and is a predicted model, not a curated record. Bases 579 to 2768 code for a protein of 729 amino acids.